Laccaria bicolor S238N-H82 is the source of this 555-nucleotide messenger RNA. RefSeq lists its product as uncharacterized. The record is from RefSeq and is a predicted model, not a curated record. The coding region runs from base 1 to 555 and encodes 184 amino acids. The transcript is spliced from 3 exons. NCBI's taxonomy places the organism in Eukaryota, Fungi, Basidiomycota, Agaricomycetes, Agaricales, Hydnangiaceae.
AUGGAUAGCAAGAUUCCUACGAUCGCAAAGGACCCGGAAACAGGCGCAGACAAGGCCACGCUCACUUGGAGCAACGUUCAUAUCGUCAAGAAGGUUGAAUUGGCCAAUGGCAAAGAUACGGUGGAUGAAGUCAAUAACAUCUUUCGAAUCAUCGCGGACGCAAUCGAUGCCCAUGCCCUCAACAUUCACCUCUAUGGACAAGUAUCCGUCACCGGAACUGCACACAAUACUACUGGCCCAGCUCAUAAGAGGCAAACGGUACAAAAGCACAUUACUGUCAGGAUUAGCGGAAAUGAGCAGAAGCGAGGCAAUGCACACAUCGCCAUUCUGCCCGACAACGCAGGAAGGGCUGAUCAAGACAGUUUUCUCGACCCCGAUGCCACCCAUCAUUCCUUUGUACCGACAUGUGUUAUGUUCGCUGUCGGAGGCGAUCCGGUACUCAGGGUUCAAAAAUAUCAGGAUAUUGAAACUGUUGUCACACCAGAUCACAAGGACUUUGGCUGGACGAUGAUGACUAUGGCAACAGGGAUCAGCCAGCUUCAAUAUCACGGCUAA